AGGAGGAGGAGGAGACGUCCGAGAAACAACCAUGGCGGACAUAAACCAUAUUAUGAAAUCCCCACAAACUAUGACAGAUGCAAAAAAACUCUCUGGUUCUGAAGGGAAGAGCAUACCUAUUAGCAAAUCUGUGGACUCUGUGAUACCGGCAGACGAGAGUUACAGAAUGGAUCACCCCGAAAUGGGAAUGUGUCUUUUAGUCAACAAUAAAAACUUCCAUCCAGCUACUGGGAUGGCAUAUCGAUCUGGUACAGAUGCCGAUGCUGCACAUGUUGUAGACACGUUCAGGACCUUGGGGUACACGGUGAAGCCUUAUAAUGAUCUUGCAUGUAAGCAGAUUAUUGAAGUUUUGCAUAAUGCUGCCAAGGAUGAUCACAACAAGAGAAACAGUUUUGUUUGUGUCUUGUUAAGCCAUGGAGAGGAUGGACUCAUCUAUGGUACAGAUGGUCCUCUGGAGCUAAAAAUGUUAACAAGUCUCUUCAGAGGAGACAGAUGCAAGACCUUGGCAGGAAAGCCAAAGCUCUUCUUUAUUCAGGCUUGUAGAGGAACAGACCUUGAUUCUGGUAUUGAAACAGACAGUAGUACGGAUGAAAGCACAUGUCAGAAAAUACCUGUAGAAGCCGACUUCCUCUAUGCCUAUUCAACUGCUCCUGGCUACUACUCUUGGAGGAACUCAUCAGAUGGCUCCUGGUUUAUACAGUCACUGUGUGGGAUGCUGAAACAGCAUGCUACAAAACUUGAACUUAUGCAAAUUCUGACACGUGUAAAUCGCAAGGUUGCAGAAUUCAGUUCUUACUCAAACAGACCAGACUUCCAUGGAAAGAAGCAGAUCCCUUGUAUUGUGUCUAUGCUCACAAAAGAUUUUUAUUUUCCUCACUAGCUUCCUACACUGUGGUGUGAAAGCUAGCAGAAGAGCACUAGCAUUUUAUAUUAUUUUUAACUCUUGACCCGAAGUCCAGUCUCUAAUACAUAGGUUGUAUUGAAAUGUUAUCACCUAUGGAGUGGAUUACUACAAUCACUAGAAUAGUGGGAUCACUUGCUAGUUCAGAAAUUCUAAUUUGGAAAAUGAAAAUAUUUGUAGAUUUGCAGUUAUGCUCUAACCUCCAUGCUAAAAUAGAUUGAAGGAAGAGAUCAACUAUUACUGUCAAAAUAAAGUAUCAGUUACCGCAGAGUGAAGAGCAAUAAAAGGUUACUUUUUGUUAACUUUGGUAACUGUUGCAGCCCAAUCCUGGGGUUAUUUACCUGAAAGCAAACUGUUGAUAGAAAUGGUAUUUCCCCCCCCCCCCAAGUCAAUAUCAUUAGAAUUGGAGGAAUUAAUGUCAUUACACAAGAGUGCAGUUUUUCAAUAUGGUGUAAGGACUAAACUAUUAUCUUUCAUAUACAAUCAUGUAGCACAAUCAAACUUGUGAGGUAGUUAUUCAGCCUUUUAGAAAAGGCUAAAUGAAAUGCUUUUUGAGCCUUUUCAAAGCAUUUUGACCACUUUAGAAUACCUUAAGAUUUUUUUUUAUUUUUUUGUAAAGAGGUGCUUCUUUUCUAAUAGAUGACAAAUGGUGCUUGGAACGCUGAUCCUAACUGGAUCCAGGCCUUAAAGCAGUUUUGCAUGCUUACAUUCACAUUUCAUUUUAGGCAGGAGUGUUGUGCAUGUGGUAGUUUGUGAAGAGUAUAAAUUCAGCCUACUCCUAAACACA
This is a messenger RNA of Lacerta agilis (Sand lizard), 1688 nucleotides long. RefSeq names its product caspase 3 (gene CASP3). Lineage: Eukaryota; Metazoa; Chordata; Lepidosauria; Squamata; Lacertidae. The transcript is spliced from 7 exons. Bases 32 to 880 code for a protein of 282 amino acids. The record is from RefSeq and is a predicted model, not a curated record. Gene Ontology annotation, biological process: positive regulation of apoptotic process; proteolysis; neuron differentiation. Gene Ontology annotation, cellular component: cytoplasm.